UGUUGGCGGAAGCGGUGCCUCCUGUGCGGUGGAAACGGGCGCGUCUGUGGGCGCAGUCUCCUGCCUCUUUGCCUGGCUGGUGUCUCGGCGCUGGGAAGCAGCGGCCGACGGGAUGGAGAAAAGUAGGAUGAACCUGCCCAAGGGGCCGGACACGCUCUGCUUCGACAAGGACGAGUUCAUGAAGGAAGAUUUCGAUGUGGAUCAUUUCGUGUCGGACUGCAGGAAGCGAGUCCAGCUGGAGGAGCUGAGAGAUGACCUGGAGCUCUACUAUAAGCUUCUGAAAACUGCCAUGGUGGAGCUCAUCAACAAGGAUUAUGCAGAUUUCGUCAACCUGUCAACCAAUUUGGUUGGCAUGGACAAAGCCCUCAACCAGCUUUCCGUGCCUUUGGGACAACUGCGAGAAGAGGUUCUGAGUCUUAGGUCAUCUGUGAGUGAAGGAAUCCGGGCAGUAGAUGAACGAAUGUCUAAACAAGAGGACAUUAGGAAAAAAAAGAUGUGUGUGUUGAGGCUUAUCCAAGUUAUUCGAUCAGUUGAGAAAAUUGAAAAGAUCUUAAAUUCUCAAAGUUCUAAAGAAACACAUGCGCUAGAAGUACGCAGCCCACUUCUGACUGGACAGAUUUUGGAGAGAAUUGCCACGGAAUUUAACCAGUUACAGUUUCAUGCUGUUCAGAGCAAAGGCCUGCCUCUUCUCGACAAAGUGAGACCACGCAUAGCAGGCAUUACGGCCGUGUUACAGCGGUCGCUGGAGGGCCUCCUGUUAGAAGGGCUUCAGACUUCUGAUGUCGACAUAAUACGGCAUUGCCUCCGGACUUAUGCCACAAUAGACAAGACGCGGGACGCAGAGGCAUUAGUGGGUCAAGUGCUCGUGAAACCCUACAUGGAUCAGGUGAUUAUAGAGCAGGUUGUUGAAUCUCGUCCAGAUGGCCUUCAGACCAUGUAUAAGAAGCUCCUGGAGUUUGUCCCUCACCAUUGCCGCCUUCUUCGAGAAGUCACAGGUGGAGCCAUCUCCAGUGAAAAAGGUAAUACUGUUCCUGGAUAUGAUUUUUUGGUGAAUUCUGUCUGGCCAGAAAUAGUACGAGGAUUAGAAGAGAACUUGCCCUCACUUUUCAACCCUGGGGACCCAGAUGCAUUUCACAAGAAAUAUACCAUAAGUAUGAAUUUUUUAAGAACAUUUGAACGGCAGUGUGGAUCCCAGGCCAGUGUAAAAAGAUUAAGAGCACAUCCUGCCUAUCACAGCUUCAACAAUAAGUGGAACUUGCCUGUUUAUUUUCAACUCAGAUUCAGAGAAAUAGCGGUGUCCUUAGAAGCGGCACUUACAGAUGUACUGGAAGACGCUCCAGCCGGAAGUUCGUUUUGCCUCUUGGCUUCUCACAGAACAUGGAGCAGCCUUCAGAGGUGCUGGUCAGACGCCAUGUUCCUGCCAUCACUCGCGCAUCGUCUGUGGAGACUCACGCUGCAGAUUUUGGCGCGGUACUCCGUGUUUGUCAAUGAGCUUAUACUCAGGCCCAUCUCUAAUGAAAGUGCCAAGGAUAUUAAAAAUCCUGUGGUAACUGGUAGCAAAGACCCUUCUGUUACCCAAGGAAAUAGUGAAGACCAGGGCGGUGGCCCCUCUGAAAGCAAGCCAGCGGCCUCCGUUUCCAGCACUCAGCUCGUGUAUGUGGUCGCAGACCUGGACAGGCUCCAGGAGCAGCUUCCAGAACUCUUGGAAACAAUCAAGCCAAAACUUGAAAUGAUUGGCUUUAAGAAUUUUUCUUCUGUCUCAGCGGCCCUGGCGGACUCCCAGCUGUCCCUGUCGGCCUGUGUGCCGCCCUUGAGUAGCAGAAUUGUCCGAGACUUGAGUGAGUCUUGCUUCAGUUACCUGAAAAGUGCCCUGGAGGUUCCCCGGCUCUACCGAAGAACCAAUAAGGAGGUGCCAACGACAGCUUCCUCGUAUGUGGACAGUGCCCUGAAGCCGUUUUACCAGCUUCAGAGUGGGCACAAGGAUAAGCUCAAACAAGCACUAAUUCAGCAGUGGUUAGAAGACGCUCUCUCUGAGAGUACUCAGAAGUACUGUGAGACUGUGUCUGACAUCCUGCACUCCGUGAGGAAGAUGGAGGAGAGCCUGAAAAGGCUCAAACAAGCCCGGAAAACCACCUCCCCCAACCCCGGCGGGUCCGGCGGCGGCAUGAGUGAUGAUGACAAAAUCAGGCUGCAGCUGGCCUUGGAUGUUGAGUACUUAGGAGAACAGAUACAGAAGCUGGGCCUGCAAAGCAAGGACAUAAAGAGCUUCCCGGCUCUCACCGCGCUUGUUGCUGCCGCCAAGGACCAGGCAACAGCAGAGCAGCCAUAGGCGUCUCUGCGGGAGAAGACGGCUCUCCUGUCACCAGCCUCAGCCUCUGCAGCAGAGAGCUUGCACCAAAUCUCAGCCACACGCAUUGCGGCCUGCCCAGCGCGCCUGGGGCUCCUCCCCCAGAAACACAAAGGCCUUUUCCGUUGUAUGGAAGAUCGUUUUUAAGACAUGUGAAACUUUCUACUAUAGUUUACAGAGCAAAUUAUUUUAUUUUUAUCGUAAAUCUUAGUGAGGAAGAGGUGAUUUCUAAAAUAUUGAAGUAACUAUGUGUACGCAUAUGAAGUGCCCUCUGACCCUGCAGCUAGGAGCCACUGACUGCAGGGGGGGACCCGUGUGUGCACCACGCUUCUCCAGACAAAUGUCUGCACAUUGACCACCUUCAAAAGAGGCUGUAAAACGGCAGCCCUCCCUUCUCCCACGGGAUUUAAAAACAGGUCGUGCUCAUCACCCGGAUCUCCAUCAGGAGCUGGGACCGCUCUGGAGGAUUAUUUUCUAAAUAAAG
Molecule: messenger RNA, 2831 nt
Organism: Rhinolophus ferrumequinum (greater horseshoe bat)
Lineage: Eukaryota; Metazoa; Chordata; Mammalia; Chiroptera; Rhinolophidae
Gene: COG2
Product: component of oligomeric golgi complex 2
Exons: 18
Coding region: 113-2329 (738 amino acids)
Biological process (GO): Golgi organization; protein transport; intra-Golgi vesicle-mediated transport
Cellular component (GO): membrane; COG complex
Source: RefSeq, a predicted model, not a curated record